Messenger RNA from Neodiprion fabricii, 5058 nucleotides. RefSeq names its product kelch-like protein 18 (gene KLHL18). Gene Ontology annotation, molecular function: protein binding. NCBI's taxonomy places the organism in Eukaryota, Metazoa, Arthropoda, Insecta, Hymenoptera, Diprionidae. The coding region runs from base 884 to 2881 and encodes 665 amino acids. The transcript is spliced from 9 exons. The record is from RefSeq and is a predicted model, not a curated record.
AACGGCGCAAGUCGCGAUUUAAAAUACAACGCAUUCCGUCGUCUUGCAAGCUUAAGUAUAAAUCCAAAUCCAAGUUUAGACACAAAGAAAGAACGGCGGUUUAAAAGGAGUUCGUUGCCUUUCGAUGAUUCAUUUCCAGACGAUCACUGGUCUGGAGUAGACAACGUUUAAAUCGGUCAAAAUAUUAUCUACUUACAAGUCUGUAUUGUGUAUAAGUACAAUGUCGUAUUGAGAUAAAAAAAAAUCAAACUGGUGUAUCUAAAACUUAGUACCUUAACCAUAUUACAUACAUACAUAUAUUGAUGCGUGACUUUAAAUGUUUCUCGUUAAAGAUAAAAUAAUUAAACAAUCACAAAGUACGCGAUUUCGUAAGUCAGUAUAAUUGUUAAAAAUCAAUUGAACUUAAUAAUAUAAACAUUAACGGCUGCUUGUUGCGAAGGACAUAAGCAACUACCUUGGUACGAGGUGUAUGACUUUUAUAUACACAAAGCGUGUUUAUCACGGUUUUAAACUUAUCGUUAGACAGCAGAGCUCCUACAUACGCGUACAUCACGACUCUGCCUAUAAAGUUGAACUACGCUUCGCGCUGAAUAGAAUUUAUACUCCAGGCACAUCGCGCUGCAGCUAUACGACAAAUAUUGAAGAGAAGACUUCACAUAUUCUGAACCGUGAAAUAAUUAUUAUAAAAUCGAUAGUUUUCCAAUUGAAAUAACGCCCUAAUAAAAGCUUGAGGCUAACCAUCGACGUUGUAAAAUUAAAUCGACAGUUUAAACGAACGUUAUAAAAAUUGUACGGUGUACCUGACGGCGUGAUCGAAUUUUUGUCAUAUUUUCGGUGUAUACAUACAUCACAUACAUUCAGAAUUACAAUCCAGUGAUGCAAAAUGUCUCGUACAUCUAGAAUAAAUUUAGAUCGUGAAAUACCCGGUGUCUUGGUGCCGGUUGAAAACAGAACCUCUUUGGCCAGACGAGGUAUAAACAAUAUCAUCCAAGCGUUGCCAGGAACCCAAGGCUGGACCAGAAAUGAAACAGUAUCAUCAUCAUCGUCAUCAUCGUCGUCGUCGUCGUCGGGCACAACGCGCACCGCGAUACCGAGAUGCGCGUCGCAUAGAUCGCGCGGGGUAAACAUGGAGGCGAUGAAAACUAAGCAGAAAAAAUGCGAAAACCUCGAUAUCGCGGCCGUGGAUAACGAGAAGCAAAUUGUGUUCGAGCAAGUUGACCUUUACGCCCAAGGUUUUCCAGUCUUUGAAGAAAUACGGAGACAGGGGAAACUCUGCGAUGUCACGCUUAAGGUCGAUGAUCAAAGUUUCAGCGCUCACAGGAUAGUCUUGGCUGCGACGAUACCAUACUUUAAUGCAAUGUUUUUGAACAAUAUGAUCGAAAGUAAACAAAACGACAUAACACUACAGGGGAUUGACGCUGUAGCUUUAGAGGCAGCAAUUAAUUUUGCAUACAGUGGCCGCAUUACUCUGACUAAUAGCAAUGUUCAAAGUCUUAUGAUGGGUGCAUCUUUUCUUCAUCUACACAAAGUCAGAGAUGCAUGUGCUGAUUUUCUGAAAAAACGAUUUCAUCCACACAAUGCGAUUGGAAUUCGUCACUUUGCUGACACAUUGAGUUGCCUACCUCUUGUUGAAGAAGCCGACAAAUAUAUACAACAAUAUUUUCACGAAGUAUCUGUAGCUGAUGAAUUUCUUGCCCAACCAUUCUCCGAACUCAAAGAAUUGGUCUGCAGAGAUGAACUGCAUGUUGUCUCUGAAGAACAAGUAUUCGAAGCCGUUAUGCGGUGGGUCAGACACGACAAAGAAAAUAGAACAAAAAAUUUACCUGAACUUUUAGCUUCCGUCCGAUUGCCUCUGCUUACACCUCAAUACUUAGCUGAUCACAUUGCCAAGGAAGAUCUUAUUAGAAGUUCUCAUCAAUGCAGAGACUUACUAGACGAAGCUCGUGAUUAUCACCUAAUGCCAGAGAGACGACAUCUCUUACAAAGUUUUAGAUCCCGUCCAAGAUGCUGUAACUACAUAAUGGGCCACAUUUUUGCUGUGGGAGGUCUAACAAAGUCUGGAGAUUCGCUGAGCACCGUUGAAGUGUUCGAUCCAUUCGUCGGUAGAUGGCAGACAUCGGAAGCCAUGACCAUGCUUAGAAGCCGAGUUGGUGUUGCAGUUCAUAAAAAUAAACUGUAUGCCUUUGGAGGCUAUAAUGGUACGGAGAGGCUUUCGACAGUUGAAGUUUAUGAUCCUUGUUUGCGGACUUGGAAUAAAAUUGGCCCCAUGCAGUGUAAGCGCAGUGCUGUCGGUACAACGGCACUAGGUGAUCACCUCUAUGUAUGCGGCGGUUACGAUGGAGUCACUUCUUUGAAUACGGUCGAAAGAUAUUCCCCAAACACAGAUAAAUGGAAAAUGAUUAGUUCAAUGAAUAAGCAUCGCUCUGCUGGUGGAGUGGUUGCAUUCCAAGGCUACGUUUAUGCUCUGGGCGGUCAUGAUGGUUUAUCUAUCUUUGAUUCGGUUGAAAGGUACGAUCCAUUGAGUGGAUUUUGGACUGUUGUUAAACCAAUGCUAACAAGGCGGUGUAGAUUAGGAGUUGCGACACUUAAUGGGAAAUUGUACGUAUGCGGUGGCUACGAUGGAUCGACUUUUCUGCAAUCAGUAGAAGUCUACGACCCUGUUAUUGAUACGUGGAAGUUUGUGGCCCCAAUGAACGUAAUGAGGAGCCGUGUGGCAUUAGUGGCUAACAUGGGUAAACUGUGGGCAAUUGGUGGAUACGAUGGAGUUUCAAAUCUGUCAACUGUAGAAGUAUACGACCCAAGUACAGAUUCAUGGUCGUUUGUUGCAUCUAUGUGCGCACACGAAGGCGGAGUAGGUGUGGGAGUAAUUCCACUCUGUUAAUGUAGUACACAAUUCAUACACCUUUUUCAACCAUCAUCGCUCUACAUCUUCGCUGAUCAGUCAAUUUUGAUUGUAUCGGUAAAAAAUUAGAUGGUUAUAACAGGUUUUACUGACUAAUUUAUUUUUAUAUUAAAGUUUGAGACUUAUGCAGCUGUUAUCUAUUUAUUCGGUAGAGCUUUUAUUGUUCCAUGUGACGUACUAUAAUUAUACAAGACGAACUGACAGUGGAACUGAGGAAUCAAUCGAACCUGGUCUGAUUAGUUUGAAUUAAUUAUGGAAUAUUGUAUAACGAUUGGUAAAUGUCAAAUUUUUUUAUUUUGGAAAUUUAUUUGUCUUGUCUUAUAUGUUUUGGACACAUCUUCAAGCAUACUAAUUUCUUUGAUUGUCAAUUGUAGGUGAUGUAUGUCCCGAACACUGAUAAUUACCACUGAUCUCAUUUUAUACUCUCUAAUCAGUUUUGUUAAUUAUUUACGACUUUUUUUAUAUCAAUGUUAAUAUUAAUCAAUAAACUUUCAUACGCUCAACAAAAAAUUGUUUAAUUUCUCGUUAUAUGUGUAUAUAGAAUAUUCUCAAAUCGAAACCCGAACUAAUUUUCAUCCUUACUCAAAAGACUAAUUAACUAUUAUUCUUAUCCAGCAAAUUAUUAUUACUUGCUUUACAAGCAAAUGUAUGAAACCGAUUCAUCAUUAUGUUUUGAUCUUCAAUCGCUGUAGCAAGUCUAUUAAUUGCACUAGUUUGGGCUCUAAGCAAAUCGCAUUGAUUAAAUGAUGUUUCUUUAAAAGCCAGAGUAGCCAACACUAAGUUUUCUAUAGGGUCCCUAUUAGCCGCGAGCCCUUUUGCACUACUUAGGUUCUUAAUCCCGUGGACGACGGUAUCAGCAUCCUGCUCUUCUAUAACAUGAUAUUUAUUAAAACAGUUUUAGAAAAGUCAAAUUCAUGAUUUAUACCGAACAGGUUGUCAAACAUGCCAAUAAUUACCUGCCAAUGACAGGUGCAAAUCCGCUUCCAACUGAAAGAAAUAAUUUUUUUUGAACUCUGAACCAUAGAUAUCACCAUUAAAGUGGUGUGAAAUACUGCACAUCAUUUUCUAAUAAGUUUUUUAAUGUGAUACUAAACUUACCGGGGUUUCUACAAUUUUACUGGAAGCAGUGCUAACGUUUUGGUCAUAAUUCGAGAGUAUGUGAGAUGUGAAUGAAUGAAAUGCAGUCUGCAAUUGUUUGGUUGAAGUUAUUGCAUCUUCUGAGGCUACAGCCGGAUUCAUUUUUUCAUUAACACUGUCAACAUUUGAUGAUAACAGCGACACUAUCGUUCUCUCCGAUUGAAUAGUAGAGUCGCAAUCAUUUUCAUAAAUACUGCGUUGCUGUAUUGAUCCUGCUGAGAAUUUAUACCUCGUAUAUGAGAUACGUUGUAUAGAACUAUUAUACCUACCUGUACUGACUUGCUCGCUUUCAUUAUCCGUCGUUGAAUUUUCGAGAUUUUUAGGGCUCGAUUCAUUUAAUGAAGGCGACGACAUUGCAAUAAACACUUAUGAUUUUAGAUCUACAAAUGAAUCAACUUAACUAGUUAUGCCACCAUUUUAAUUAAAGAAUAUAACAUUAAUUUCAUUCAAUUCGUUUGAGAAUAUUUAGUGUUGGCUAAAAAUAAUUUUAAAGGUACGCCAAACAAUUGAACGUAUAUUAUUUUUCAACAUUUGUUUUGACCUCAUUCUGCAAUUAACAAUAAACCAUAGCAACUAUAAAUUUUUGUUCCUGGCAACGAUGAUUCUAACUGAAAAACGUUCAGCAGGAAAAAUCGUGCAAUAUUAUUCACUGGUAACAUAUAAUUAAUUAACAUUCCGAAAUGUAUAUUAAUGUGUGUAAUAAUAAAAUAAUAAUUGAAUUUAUUAAAUUGGUACUAAAACUGUUAUCAAAUACUGCCCAUCAAAUUUCUCAUAUACACAUAAACAUACCGUAUUGUUCUGAAUAUAACCCAAGGUUUUUUGUCAUUGACAACACCUGUCAAAAUCGUCCUUGUCUUAUACGUGGACCCGUUUAUGUACGGAUAACCAAGAAAAACAUCCUGAAAUACUGUUUCAGAAUUGGGGGUCGGCUUAUACUCGGAACAAUGCGUUACAUGUAUAUCUUUAUGGUAUAUAACAUCACCAAUUGAUUAGCAAGUAGAUUAAGUAUAUAAGAAUUA